AUGAAUCAAGAAGUUGUCAAUUUAUUAAAAGAAAAGAACAAGUAUUCAUAUUUAAUUGAACUAUUAAAAUUGGGUGAUAUAGAUGAAAAAUUAAUUAACACUGUUGAAUUAUUCACAGUUGGAAAUUAUCAACACUAUUUGAAAUAUCAACAAGAUUAUAUUGAAUUAGACACCGAACUAAUUGAAAAACUAAUUAAGUUGACUAUUAUUUCAAUUUGUAACGAUCAUGAAAACUCACAAUUAAACUUAUCAUCUCCAGAAUUUAAAAGUUAUGGAUUACCUGAAGAGUUGGACAAAUUUGUCAUAGAUUUGAUUUUUAAUGGAGUGGUCAAUGUCAAAAUCGAUCAAGUUAAUAAUUGUUGGAUAAUCAACGAGUCUUCAAGCAGAGAUGUUUACAAUUCAAGAAUCUACAACUUAAAAGUUUUGAAUGAAGAUGAUAUAAAAACUAGAUCAGUCAAUUAUGCUGUUUUGAAUUUGAAAAAUUGGGUUAAUGAUAGAUUAAUCCCUCUCAAGUUGCAAUUUGAUGAAUAUGAAACAAAGGAUAAAGAUAAUGAAAAAGAUAAAGAUAAUACGAGAAAGAGGAAAACUCCUGAUAAUACGUAA
Insectozyma verbasci is the source of this 603-nucleotide messenger RNA. The record is from the annotation of a GenBank genome assembly. NCBI's taxonomy places the organism in Eukaryota, Fungi, Ascomycota, Pichiomycetes, Serinales, Debaryomycetaceae.